CAAAUCGAACCGAACGCCACCAAUUUCUUGGUUUGCUGCUCCUCCUCCUUCCCCAAAAGAGGCAUAACAACAGCUCAUCGAUCCCCUUCCUCCGCCUCCCACCGCCGUCGUCGCCAUGCCGGGGAUCCAAGGAACCACCAACCCUGGCCACUUCCUCUCUUUCGACGACGACGACGGCGGCUUCGGCGACUUCAAGGUCGCCUCCGUGAAUCACCCUUUUCCAUCCCGACCGCAGCAGGAUGAUGAUGAUGACGAUUGGGGCGAUUUCAUGGUUAGCCCGAUGGGAUCCAAUGGCCCGGUCGGAUCCCCCUCCCCUCCGCCGUCCAUCUUCGAUGCAUUCCCUUCCGACCCCGCGCCCGGCGACAAGAUGCCAACUAAGGGGGCUAAACUGUGGGAGAAACCCAGAGGGGCGCUGCCGCUCUCGAUCUUCGGGGAGGAGGAGGCGGACGAGCCUCAGACUAUCGAGCCGCCCGUUAUCUUCUCGCCUUCUUUCUCUUCUUCGGGUCCGGCCAAAGAUCGGAAGGGAGUCGUCGCUGGUGGAGAGCUGAAGGAUCUGAUCACCAGUCUCUAUGGACAGGCUCCGCAACCGGAGGGCGGUCAGAAGACCGGCUCUUCUUUGGGGGAGGCGAAGGAGGAAGAUUCAGACGAGAGCUCCUGGGAAUUCAAGGAGGCCUCUUCCUCUCCCAAUUCAACGCUCAAGGAAGAUAAGGAGAAGUUUGGGUUCGACACAACUGCAGCUUUGGAUUUUGGCAAUGUCGAGGAAGCAAAUGGUCAGACUGGUGUCGACAAUAAUGGGGGAGAUAGUACCAAAUUCAGUGACAAGAAUGUGAAUGUUCAACAUAAAAUAAGCAAUUCAAAAAAUGGAGUUCAUUGGUUUUUUAGCAAUGACGCCUGGGAAUUCAAUAAUGGUUUUCCUGAGAGUACAGCCACAAUAACUUCAGAACAACAGAAUGGUGAAAAACUGCAGAUUAAAAAUGCUCAAUUAAAGGUCCUAGAAUCCACCAAUGCGAUUAAAGUUCGUACCACUAAUCUGUGUAUCAUCACCUAUUCUAAAACCUUGUUUGUAGUGGUUUUGCUCAAGCAUCCUUAUCUUCUCGAUCUUUCAUUGUUUGUAUGUAGACUUUAUUGUUGAUAAUGAACCUUCUCUCUGCCUAAUGUAAUGAUAUUUGAUUUUGUUACCUCAGGAAAAGAGUGGCUUCAGCCAUUUUUACCUUGGGAAAAAAUAAAAAACCUCUUAUCACUUCUUGAAUUUGUAAAACAUGCACGUUUGGAUAUGAAUACUCAUUGUUACCCAUAACAGGUGCAAACCCAUCUUGAGAGGGCUAGAGUGGGAUACGCUUUCUACUUUGCAUAUCAAAAACCCAAUAUUAGUAUAAGACAACUAUGUUUGUGUGCACAUACGUAUUUGACCACCUCCAUUCAUUUCUUUUCCUUGAUAUAGUUGCCCUAGGGUGUAGCCCAACUGAUAACCAUGUGGUAGAUUUGCAAUAUUGAGCAAGGUCGAAUCUCGGCAAAAACCGUGGAAAUACCCUCCCACAUGGGGGCCUACGCCUGAUUUACUUCCUCCCAUUGGUGUGGGGCAGUCGUGGGAGGCUGCCAAGGUGGCGGAUUUCACCUUUUGCAGAAUUGUCCUUGAUAUAAUUUAUUUAAUUAGUUCCAUAAUGGCAUAAUCAGAAUGCAUUAAACAUUGCGGUGAUGCCCGUUGAUGUAUAAAGUAACUUUGUAAUUUUUUAUUAGAAGAAUGCUUCUCCAUAUAGGAUUUUGCCGUUAGUCUGACUCUUUAACUUGCUAGAUCUAAGCUUCAUUUAGUUACCUAC
This is a messenger RNA of Zingiber officinale, 1817 nucleotides long. RefSeq lists its product as uncharacterized. The transcript is spliced from 4 exons. The coding region runs from base 116 to 1132 and encodes 338 amino acids. The record is from RefSeq and is a predicted model, not a curated record. NCBI's taxonomy places the organism in Eukaryota, Viridiplantae, Streptophyta, Magnoliopsida, Zingiberales, Zingiberaceae.